CAGCGAUUCGGGCACGGCAGCACCACACCCAGCACCACCACCACCACGACGCACGCCAGCGGCGCUCGACGCAAUGCCUGCCGCCAUGUCGCCCGAGCCGGCUGCGUCUGCCAAGGCGGAGAAGAAGCACAAGAAAGACAAGUCGGAGAAGAAGAAGAAGCGCGCCCGGGAGGAGGAGGGGGAGGACGCCGCUGCCGCCGACGGCGACACAGAGCGCCGGCACAAAAAGUCCAAGAGCACCGCCGCUGCCAUUGCCCCGGAUGCGGCCGAUGCCCAACCGAGCAAAAAAGACAAAAAAGACAAGAAGGAUAAGAAGAAGAAGAAGAAAGACAAGACGAGCAAGCUGCAGGAAAAUGAGCUCGUGAAGGCGGAGACGGAGGAGCAGCAGCCCGAGGCCGAGGAGGCCAAGGCGGAGAAGAAGAAGCCUAAGAAGAAGAAGCACAGAGAGGCCGAGGAGGCUGCAGCCGAACAUGAGCUGCCCGUCAAGGCCGAGGACGACACCGAGAAGAAACAUAAAAAGAAGAAAAAGUCCAAGAAGCAUGCCGACGAGCCCGCCGCCGAGCCCUUGACGACCGCGAAUGCCGCGCCGACUGACAUCGACACCAUGGACAUCGACCAACCCCAGGCAUCGUCCGUGUCGCAGUCCUCCAACAUCUAUCAGCCACCCGACAUGCCCGCCAAUCCCCGCUUCCCCUUCUUUUCGCAGACCGUCUCUCUCUACGAGCCGCUAUACCCGCAAGGCUGGGCGCAACCCGUCACCAACUCCAAGUACCAGCACCUGCAGCACCUCCAGAACAAGUAUGUGCCCGCAUUGCGCGGCGUGCUGCUUGACUAUAAGAACGUGGCCAUCGGGCCCGAGCCGGGACGAGACGGGGCGGCGACCGACGACGACACGCCGACGACGGUGCUAUCACAGCGCGAGUUCGCCGUCGGGUUCGGCUGGAUCACCGCCGACGUGGAGCUGUUCGUUCCCAGCCGUGGCGCGUGGAUGGAAGGCAGCAUCAACCUGCAGACAGAAGGCCACAUCGGCGUCGUCUGCUUCGGGCGAUUCAACGCGUCCGUCGAAGCGCGGCGGCUGCCGCCGUCGUGGCGGUGGGUGUCCAACGAGUCGGUCGAGGCGCACGGCUUCGAGGAGACGGCGUCGGUCAUCACGGCCGACGACCACGGCGUGGUGCGCCAGGUCCACAGCACGGGCUUCUGGGUCGACGGCCAGGGCGAGCGGGUCACGGGCAAGGUGCGCUUCCGGAUACGCAACUUUGACGCGGGCACGAGCGGCGAGACCAGCUACCUCAGCCUCGAGGGCACGAUGCUGGACCGCGAGAGCGAGAAGAAGCUCGUCAAGGAAGAGGCUCGGGCGGCGCAGAUGCGCAAGGAGAAGAGGGUCGGCGGGCGGGCCGUCGAGCGGCGCCGGGCGCCCGACUUUGCCAUGACGCGGUUCGCGGCCGACGGCGCCGCCGAUGAGCAGAAGCAGGGGGAGACACAGGAGCAGGCGGAGCCGGAGAGCGAGGAGCCCAAGCCCGAGCCGUGGACGGUCAGCCGCGCGCAAAGCGAGGAGGCGGAUUGA
Purpureocillium takamizusanense is the source of this 1564-nucleotide messenger RNA. RefSeq lists its product as uncharacterized. The transcript has a single exon. The coding region runs from base 74 to 1564 and encodes 496 amino acids. Gene Ontology annotation, cellular component: RNA polymerase I complex. Gene Ontology annotation, biological process: DNA-templated transcription initiation. The record is from RefSeq and is a predicted model, not a curated record. Lineage: Eukaryota; Fungi; Ascomycota; Sordariomycetes; Hypocreales; Ophiocordycipitaceae.